Molecule: messenger RNA, 5201 nt
Organism: Gossypium arboreum
Lineage: Eukaryota; Viridiplantae; Streptophyta; Magnoliopsida; Malvales; Malvaceae
Product: B3 domain-containing protein Os07g0563300-like
Exons: 10
Coding region: 837-1853 (338 amino acids)
Molecular function (GO): DNA binding
Source: RefSeq, a predicted model, not a curated record
AUUUUCAUAGUGUAUAUGUCAUAUUUUCGUAACGUAUUUGCUUUGUAUAGAAAAGUUCAAAAAUUAGGUGCUGUGGAAAUAGGUGGCCGAAAAGGGGCUGAAGCAUCUUUUGCAUGUAACCGUCGAGGCCAACACCUGUUUGACGUAGGAAGAGGAAUCCGUGUCUCUUAAAAAGCUUCAAAACCAGCAAAGGUUUAAUCCACUACAAACAUGCCUAGCUGUACCCUUAACCAUUACAUAUAUGGCAAUACACUAUACACCUAAAAUCUUACCUGUACCUGUAUCUUUUUAAGGUUAACAGGUAUUGUAAAUCUGUAUUAACUAUAAAUAGUUCAUUUUAAUUAUCUGUAUUCAUCAUUUAUCCUAGCUGUACUUGUAUGUAUUUAAGGUUAAUAGAUAUUUUGCAUCUGUAUUAACCAAAGUAGUUCUUUUUACUAAUUUAUAUUUUUUUUGGUUCACACUUGGUCUCCUGAAGCGUUACUGAAACAAAAUUCAAAAAAAGAAGACACGUAUAAUAUAGACAAAAAAAGAGUCAAAUUUUUAUAAUAAAAUAAAAAUUUCUCAACCAUUAGAUUAAUCCAACGGUCCAGAAAGGGUGGAAGAGUAACCGAAAAAUGAUAGGAAGAGGAGCAGAGUAGCAUAGCCAGGGCGUAUCUAUGUCGAUGUCAGUGCGACUAAAAUUCUGACAAAUAUUUGUAGUCUUAAAAAACUGUCAUUAUCUCAAAUACCCUUUUUUAUGUUCACUCUUGUAAGUGUCAUAUCAUUGUAAAAGAGAAGAAAACAGCAAAGAAAUCCUUUCAAAAGCUCUCUUUUGGUUUACUGUUUGUUUGAGUGAAAUGGCUGCUCCUACAGUUUUUAUCGGAACUUGUUUCCAUUGUCAAUCUCAAUCUGAUGCCUUCUUCUCGGGUUGGCAGCUUCGUGACGGCAGUUUCGCCUUGCUCUGCCAUCCCUGUGGUUCUGCUUUUGUCGAAGGAAGGUUCUGUGAGACUUUUCAUCCUGAAGCCUCUGGUUGGAGAGAAUGUGAUUCUUGUAACAAGGGAAUUCAUUGUGGAUGUAUCAUGGCUGCUCAUUCAUAUGCAAUAUUGGACUUUGGUGGUGUGAAAUGUCUGGAGUGUUGCUUGAAUGAAGCUCUCGCGCUGCACAGAAACUCACCAACCUUCUCGAACCCUGAGGAGAUGCAGGCAUCGGACUCGCAUCCAAAGGCAUCGGAUGACACAGAGGAAACCGUGACUGGGGUUGAUCCAAUUGCAUCACCUGAUUCUGUUGCACUCAAUGCCUCACCUGAUAAGAUAGGCACUCCUACUUCCGGAGCAGUUCCUGCAGCAGAAACUGAAGGAGAGUCCUCCGUGAAUUCACCUGCUGGAACCAAAAAGUCCCGUAAGAAGAAGGGUCGCAAGAAUCGGAAAGAUGCCUCUAAACAGCACCAAAUCCAAGCGAGGUACUCGCCAAAGACCAGCCCAGAGGAGCUUAGGGAAAUAUGCAGACAGGCCAAAUCAAGUCUUAUCCCUUUGUUUGAGAAAAAAUUGACUGCUAGUGAUGUGGACACCAGGAAUGGGCGCCUUGUGUUACCAAAGAGAUGUGCAGAGGCUUAUUUCCCAAAGAUUUCGGGGCAACAAGGAAUCUUCCUCACUGUGCAAGAUACAAAAGGAAAUGACUGGGAAGUUUUCUACCGCUAUUGGUCAAAUACUAAUGGAAAGAUGUAUGUCCUUGAAGGCCUCAAGGAUUACAUGAUCAUGAUGGAAUGGGAAGCAGGUGAUACAGUUACAUUUUAUAAGAGAGAGGAAGAUGAAAAGCUGUUCAUGGGAUUCAAAAAAUAUCAGGCUCCCGAAUCUGCUCAGAAGAGCUCAACUUGAUGUCUGAAAGCGACUUUACCGUUCAAAGGCCAGUAGUCUGAAUCUGGUGCUUUUCAUCAAAGGUGUUGGAAGUUCCUUUUUAUACAUGCUGUCAUCGGUCAGCGAACUAGUAUGUUAUAAAUCAAGGAAGUUUGUUUCUUUGUGGCUGGAAAACUAUUAUGUUUCUGGAAAACUAUUAUGUUUCUUUGUGGCUGGAAAACUAUUAUGUUUCUUUGUGGCUGGAAAAUUAUUAUGUUUCUUUGUGGCUGGAAAACUAUGUUUCUUUUGUUUUUAGUCUAUCUUCAGAGUGACUGUUGCAAUAAGCUUGGUAUGCUACUUUGCAGUACCCUAGGGUUGUUUUCAAACAAUUUGCUUGCAUGUUAGAAAAUUGAACCAUAGUAGUUAUAUUAAUAAUCCUUGUCCUAAAAUCGUGAUACUCUGCCAUGAACUCAAAUUGCAUGCAACUUGACACCAAUAAGUAUUAAAAGGUGUACUGGUUCAUGCCCUGAGCUAUAUUUAUGCAAUUUACCAACGCCCUCCCCCCAAAGAAAAAAAAAUAUUUAUGUGAUGGUUCUUUGAAGGUUUUUGAGCAUCUUAGUUCUUUUAAUUGGAAUGAUGUAUUUGGUGUUCAAACCUUAGGAGUAAUCAACAAAGAACGGAGCAAUUCACUGUAGCUCUAUUACUAAUAACACUUUGAAGAAUAUGUCUUCUUACUUUAUGAUGUUCGUGUGGAAAGAAGAGUAUGCUUUAAUUCUUAGUCUUGAAAAAUUUUAGAAAAAAGAAACAAAAAUCAGUACAAAGCUUGAAAAUAUCACAAUCGUACAGUGUAUGUAUUCAAACAAUAUGUUCUUGAUGUAAGAUGAUUGAUCUUCAGAAAGGAAAUGAAAGCUGAUGUUUUAAUUUUGGUCUAGAAUAAAAUCUAAAAUCUCAAGUGUUAGAAUCAUCAAAACUAAUGGUAAAAAACCAUAUUAACUACAAUGAUUAGAAUGCAAAAAGUUCACUACCUUUAGUAUGUAAGCAGUUCAAUAAAAAGAAGGUAGGGUCAAUCUAGACUAGUCAGGGCCCGAAGAAUCACCAAUCGAGUAUGAGAGUAUCUCUAAGUUUGUUUUGAAUUAAGCUUUUAAGAAAAUGUAUUAUUUGUUGAAGACCCCGUAGCGUUGUGUGGCUUAAUUUGUACUUUUACAGUCAUAUAGAAAAUCACCAAUCAAGUAUGAGAAAGAUCUCUAAGUUUGUUUUGAAUUAAGUUUUUUAGUAAAUGUAUAUUUGUUGAAGACCUCGUAGCCUUGUGUGGCUUAAUUUGUAGUUUUGCAGUCAUAUAGGAAACUUCUGUAUACAAUUUUCUGAAAAAUCCAACAUGGAUCUCUCUUUAUCCUAUGGAAAGAGAUUGAAGUGAAGAUCUUUUCAAGUCUUGUGGUUGAUUUUAAUACAAAAGGGAUUCUUCGGUUCAUCUUUUAAGCUUGAAGAAAUUGGAAUUCACAUUAAUACUUCACUGAUUAUUUGGACUAUGAAUAUAACAUAACAAAUUUCUAGAUAUAUUGAGUCAAAAAUAUGGAUUUUUUUAUUCAUAGGAUUGCUUGCCGGAACCCUUCCACUAGUUUCCUUCAUGUCAUGAUUUGCUAAUUUCCUUUCACCUUUCGUUCUAGUUUUAGUUUCUUUAAAAUGCAUUAUGUUAAGAUAUCUUAUGAACAAUAAUACAUGAACCUAUUGAAGACGACGUGCAACUCAUGUUUGAUGUUGCCUUCGUCCUGCCGUAAAUUUUGUAGCUCCUGUCACGGAAGAUGCAAGUGAUUGGCAUGAAUGAUAAGAAGACAAAAGCUUAUAUUCUGUCAGAAUGAUGAUGGAAACCUUCAUUAUCGGCAACUGAAAAAUGUCGCUUGCAUCGUAAUUAAGCUAGUUCAAACUGAGUUGUUACUUGUGAAUGAUCUAAAUCCGAGAUAUUUUCCAUCAAAAUUCUAGUAGUGGGACAUACUGAGUUGGCUUCUUUUGUUUCGAAUCUAUAAUUAGUAAUGCUAUCAAGUUUAACCAUUAUUAUACUUAAAUGUCAAAACUCAGGAAUCUAUUCUGCAAUUAAUUCAGUAAGCUAUAUUUAGUAAUAAACUUCACACUGCAUUAAUUAAUGCCUUUGUUUGGAAGUAUUAUUAAGUUCCUUAUCUGUCUGCGAUUUCUAUAAUCUGAUAUCAUAUAUGGAAAUUUGUUAACAGAGAGUAUUUUGACAUCUUUAGUCUAUUAAUGGAUUUUUUUUUCUAUAUUUAUCAGUUAUUUAGCUACACAUGCUUGUACAUGCAUACAUCAUAAUCUGUCUCGUAAAUUCAUAAUAUUUGGUCAUAUUACAUUGCUUAAUGAUAUCUAAGACAUUUCCUGCAAACUAAUGAAAAAACAGUCUUUAACCAGAUAAUAUUUGGUCAUAUUACAUUGUUUUUUGGACCUGGAAGUUUAUUACUUUGUGUAUGUAUCAUGUUUGAUGGUCAUGUUUUUGAACCCUAUAACUAGGAAAAAUCCUAAAAGUCAUAUAGAACAAAAUAAAGGUCACAUUUGUAUGACUAUGGGAGUUACAAAUAGCUUUGUCAGGUAUUAAGCCUUUUGCCAUUUGUUGAUUUAAUGUGGAUUCUUUUAUGGCAGUUACAUUUUUGUGUCAGAGUAGGUUCAAGGACAUAUGAAAGAUACCUCGCUUCGUAAUGGACAAAAAGAGGAAGUAUCCUUGGCAUGUCAAACACUCGUACGUUUUUCCACUUUGAUGACAUAACAAGAAAAGCUGUUCGACUGGUUGACAAUUGUCGGGCUAGAUUUCAAUUCCGAUUCCUACCCCACACUGCAUUCUAUCUAUAUAGCCUGAAAAACUGAGGUCAUACCUAUAAGAAACGAUUAAUUGAGGAUGGUUUUAAACGACAAAAAGGCCAAAUUUAUGAUUUGGUAACACAGAUGCUAAUCUUGCACAAUUUCUGGUAUUGUAGGGGGAUGCAGUUGCUACCAAAGUAAACAUGUAAUGCAGUAGGUACCUUGCUCAAUCCAUUAUGGAUUUCCGUAUCCUGACUGGGAAUGUUUUGGAAUUCAGGUCAGAUGUACAAUUUUUUGUAGUCACAAUUUGUUUAAUCUGAUGAAGAUUGUAACUUGGGACUUAUUGGAUUUGGCCAGAUUGUUAUUAUCUUUCCUUCAAAGAGAAUUUUGUAAAACACAGUCCAACAGCAAAGAAGUGAGUGCUGCUGGCUCCGUGCAAUUAUCUAUAACAGCACAAAUCAUGAGGAAAUGAAUAAUGUAUCUGCAUAUAUACAUAUAUAAAUGUUCUCUUUAUGUCGUGUUUGAACUGUAAAAGAACUCAGUUUUCUGAGAAGAGUAGCAUUUGGAAAAAAGAAAAACAGCUUAUGAUGAGAA